Phalaenopsis equestris is the source of this 500-nucleotide messenger RNA. Its product is annotated as protein RER1A-like. The record is from RefSeq and is a predicted model, not a curated record. The transcript has a single exon. Gene Ontology annotation, biological process: retrograde vesicle-mediated transport, Golgi to endoplasmic reticulum; protein retention in ER lumen. The annotation marks the transcript as partial. Lineage: Eukaryota; Viridiplantae; Streptophyta; Magnoliopsida; Asparagales; Orchidaceae. Gene Ontology annotation, cellular component: Golgi membrane.
UUGAAGAAAGAUGGGCCAAUUGUAACGCCUGUCUUUUAUAAAACCGGACGAAGGUGUCGGGGGAAGAAAGAGUACUCGCCGGAGCUAUGAUGGAUUCUUCUUCUGCUUCCUCUGCCGGAGUUACAGGCUUAACUAGCGAUGAUAGUCGCUCCUACAGCUCCGGCGGGAUUCCCUUCAUCUCGUCCUGGACCACCGCCGUCUCCCAGCGAUACCAGUACUACCUCGACAAGGCGACACCGUUUGUGCUCCGGCGAUGGCUCUCCUUUGGCGUGGUGGCGCUCAUCUACCUCAUCCGAGUCGUUGUUCUUGAGGGAUUCUACAUUGUUUCUUACGGCCUAGGCAUCUACGUUCUCAACCUGUUCAUUGCCUUCCUGUCGCCCCAGGUGGAUCCCGAGAUGCAGCAGCUCUUAGAUGGCGAUGGGCCUUCGCUGCCGACCCGAGCUUCUGAUGAGUUCCGUCCUUUCGUUCGUCGGCUUCCGGAAUUCAAGUUCUGGUGCGAG